CGGAGAGUGCACGUUUCCUCCUCGCAGCUGACGAACAGGGAUGCACCGAAAAACAACAAUUUACCCUUAGAGUUUAAUAUGAUCUGAGCUGCUGAUCUCUCCUAAAUGGUGCCUGGUGUGCAUCAAGACGGCGAGUUCGUUCUGGGGUUCAUUGCAAAGAAAGUGGGCGUGGGCAGACGUGCGUAAUGCCUGUCGCAGACACGUCACAUCAUUACAGCAAACGUAGCUGUUAGAGUUAAGGUUCGUACCGGGCUGAAAGGAAACGUCACGAGAUACAACAGUUUGUUUUUGUCCUGUAGAAAGACGUUUAAAUCGUCCGACUUGUCGGGCUCCGUCAGUCUGUCCGUGAUUCCUCAUACAAUCGUACCAAGCCUAGUUACGGCUGAUGUUUUGGCCUGCACGAUUAAGACCUUUCCUUCCUUAAUUUGCUUAAAGGUGCGGUUUGUAACAUUUUAAGUGCAUUUCUGGGCCUGUAAUUAUAUAACAUUUCUAUACACACACCAUACAAUACUAUACAGAUUUGACACGUUUCCCAGCGACUGAUCUUGCUAGUUUUUCAUUUAGGACUAGGUGUACGAUUUUUAUUUAUUUAUUUAUUUCUUGCUCAGCCAAUUUGCCACGCCCUCUUUUCCGUAAGAGGCAACUCCCGAGGCAUGCGCGUGCUGCGUUCAACUCGGCCGCAAUUCCAAGUCUUGUCAUCUACGAGAUGAUUCCCUCCAAAAUCCAUAUGUCGAAGGUGUCAAGGUAGAAAUCCACUUUCGAAGUCGAAUGCAGCGGUAGUUUCACGGCAAGGAGCGGGGUCGGUUUGGAGGGCUGUAAAAAUAAAAAAAAAGUUCAUCUCAGACCGCUCCUUUAAUUUGUCGUCUAAUAUUCUAUCUCUGCAAAUGGAAGGAAAGUACUAAACUGUGCAGUACCGUGUGUGUUAGGCUGGGAGUUCAACCAUUUAACUAUACUCUUAUCCACUUUAAUCGUUAAAGCGGUGCAUAUCUCAGCGUACAGGACUUAUCAUUUCCUAAACCGCGCUCUCGGAUCUGCUAAGCAGUCUUUCAUUAAAGACGAGAGGGAAGGGACAGACGCUCUCCUCUGAACGCUGCCGUGCAUGUAGUGGUUAAAAUACCAGCCCUGAGCGGGACGCGCUUGCAAGGACGUAUCUCUUGCUCUAACACAUACACAUGAACGUAUAUAAGGGUUAUUAAAGUUAUCAGUGUAUCAACAGUCUGCUCCAGGAUCUUGGACUUGCCGAGACCGAGACAAGCGGCAAAAAAAAAAGGUACUACAAAGGGGACAAAACGGACAAACGCGCUCAUAUUCAUUAUCCUGCUCAUGUUUUGUCGUGCCCCUUCACCACCACCACCAGUUCAUCAUUUUAGACUGUCUCCUAUUAAAAAUGUUCUCUUGUUUGUUUGUGUGUGUGUGGUUUUUGUAGUGGAGAAGGCAAACGCAGAGCCCCCUCCCUGAAGGCUGAAAGUGGUCCUCUCCCUGCCAACAGGCGACUGUAGGCAAUUACAAAACGCCAGCCGCCACACCUUUUUGCCCCCAAUCCACCCCUCUCUUCUUGUUUGUUUCUCUCUGUAUUACUCCCCCCCUCUCUCUCUCUCUCUCUCUCUCUCUCUCUCUCUCUCUCUCUCCCCCCCUCUCUCUUUCUCCUAGGUGUAUAUUAUGUUAAUUGUGCGUAGUUUGCCGACAUGCCACUAGUUCUCCACAUAAAACAUUGUGGUUGUGUCAAACAUUUCCUUUUUAUUUUUGUUUUUUUUAAACCACUGAAGUGACUCCAUAUGGAUUGAUCCAGACAUUGUACAUAUGAAAUAUUAUUAUAAGCUGUUUCUUUUUUUCUUUCUUCCAUCUUUCAUAUCAAAUGAAAUACACAUGAUGCUAGGAUUGGGUUCCUGAGGGAAGAGGAAGUUAGGCUAAAUAAAUAAAGAAAUAAAUAAAUAGCAUUUUCACGUUAGCUAUGUGGUUUGUGAUGUACUAGGUGGACUCCACAUGAUGUGUGAAAAAAAAAAAAAAAAAAGACGGGUGUGAUUUUCUUUCCUCUCUUUAACAGUGGUCUCUUUGUUUUUGUUGUUGUGUUUUACAGUUCUUUUUCCUGGCUCUGCCAGUCCUGUUUACCAGGCCGUGUCCCGAAAAUGAAAAUCGAAAAUACAGCCCUACAGUUUUGUCUCCUGCAGCAAAUCUUUUUUUUUUUUUAUCUUCUUCCCUAAUGUGCUUGUUCAUUAUUGUUUUUCUUUUAAAUGUUGUCAAGAUUGCAAAGUUCAUCCAUGUGUUAUGACCUGACCAAAUUGUGAAAUAUCAUCCUCCGUACACGCACAAUAUUUCAGGCUUUUGUUGGGACUGAAGUUUAAACAACAACAAAAAAAAAAAACUUGAAGCAUUUGCUGUAAGAGCGUAAUGUGAUGUAAGAGCACGUGUUAGCAUGUGUGCUGUGGUUAGGCUAGCGAUCCUGCGAGACACCAGGUAAGGACAGUCUCCAGCAAAAGCCCAAAAGAGUUUAAAACGUGACGUGCAAUUGAAUGUGUAGUCGUAACUCCUCCUUCUUCUUUUUUUUUUUUUUUUGUAAGUGAUUUUAGUGAAGGAGAAAAAAAAAGUACUUUGAAGCAUUAUUUACUGUUGAUCGCCACAAUCUCUGAACGUGUUUUUGUGUUGUGUAUCUCGAUCUUUCUCUGUGUGCUUUUAGCGAAGCUGCCAACGUGAGUCGCUUGUUCAUAAAACGUCUAUAUGAAAAGUUGAAAGCACAUCACCCGGAGAAGCCACUGUGCUCGCUCACGUUUGGUUCAUGACUUAAAUAACACGCGUCCAGGUGUGAUCCCGGACGAGUCGAAAGCUCUGUCGCUGAUGGCGCCUGCCAACGCCGUGGCCGGGCUUCUUCCAGGAGGAGGACUGCUUCCGACCCCCAACCCUCUUGCAUCGAUGGGAGGUGGUGUUCUGGGUGCGCUCGGUGGUCCCGCCAUGUUACCUGGAGCCGGCAUGGCCCCCCAGGCUCUCUCUGCUGAUCAGAUUCUGAAGCUGAUGACGUCUGUGGAUCCAACGAUGAACCCGAUGGCAGCGAGCAUGGGUCUGAAGUCAGACGCUUCCAACAAGGAAAUCGAGGAAGCCAUGAAGAGAGUCCGAGAGGCGCAGUCGCUCAUCUCGGCUGCGAUCGAGCCCGGCAGUAAAAAAGACAGCAAGCGCAAGCAUUCCCGCUCCAGAUCCAGGUCUAGAUCCAGACGCAGGAGAUCCCGCUCUCGCUCCCGACACAGGAGGUCGGGCAGCAGGUCUCGGAGACGCUCGCGAUCCCGGAGCCGCAGACGCUCCCGAAGCCCCAGGAGGAGGAGAUCCCGCUCCAGAGACCGCGGCCGACGCUCCUCCAGCAAAUCCAGGGAUAGAAAGAAAGAGGAGAAAGACAAGAAACGCUCUAAAACGCCUCCAAAGAGCUACAGCACCGCCAGGAGAUCUAGAAGCACGAGCCGGAGACGAAGAAGGAGCAUCAGCCGAUCUCCACGGAGAUCUCCUAAGAGAAGAGCAUCCAGGACACCAUCACCAAGAAGACACAAGAAGGAGAAGAAGAGAGAUCGGGAAAGGGAGAAGGACCGAGAGCGCGAGCGGGACAGGAGAGUGGACCGCGAGCGCAGUCGCGACGAGUCCGACCGCUCCUCCACCAAGAAGAAAAAGAGCAAAGACAAGGAGAGAGAGCGGACGUCCGAUAGCGAGAAACGAGACGUGAAGGUGACGCGAGACUACGACGAGGAGGAGCAGGGCUACGACAGCGAGAAGGAGCGCGAGGCGAAGGAUUCCGACGAUUCGGGCUCCUCUCCCGCACGCUACGACGACGGCGACGGCAGCAAGCACACCCCGAAACAGGCCAAGCAGAACGGGGACGACCACCACGAAGAACAGGACAUGGACGUGAGCGACUGAGACCCAACGAACUUUUGAUGGAGGAGCAUCCUGAUUUUCGAUUCGCCCUCGCGGCUGUGCGUCUUCUUUAAUAAGCUCCGAAUUUAACCUCGCUGUUUCUCGAUCGUUUAGACCUGACCGAUUUGGGUUCAGUAACAGCAGAAGUAGCCUGUUUUUUUUUUUUUUUUUUUUUUUUCCCUCUUUCCAUCUUCUGAUCGCAUAUAAUUUCUCCUGUUUUGGCCUUAAAAGGGAAGGAUGGUUAAUUUCAGUGUUUCUCAAGACGACUCCUACAUUACUUUCCCCUCUUUUUGUUUUUCAGUAAAUGACACAGAUAGAUGGUUUGUUUUUUUUAUUAUUUCUUUGUCAUCACUCUUAAUAAUGUGUCUAACAGGACAUACUGUUUAAUGUAAACAGAUCUCUCGUUUUUGUGUUGGAGAAAGUUUUUGCCCCUCUCCCCCCUUCCCCCUGUUCAUCAUCUGUUUUGAUACCGAUUUGGCGUAAAUGUCAUUUUAAAUAGAACGAGUUCAUGAGACAUGUACAUGAUUAGUGCUUUAUAUUCCUAGGCUUCAUAUUCCGUAGAUGGCCAUCCUGGAGUUUGAAUUUUUUUAUACUGUAAAUAAACUCACUUGAGUCAAA
Messenger RNA from Ictalurus punctatus (channel catfish), 4509 nucleotides. Its product is annotated as serine/arginine-rich splicing factor 11. The transcript is spliced from 11 exons. Gene Ontology annotation, cellular component: nucleoplasm. NCBI's taxonomy places the organism in Eukaryota, Metazoa, Chordata, Actinopteri, Siluriformes, Ictaluridae. Bases 2833 to 3894 code for a protein of 353 amino acids. The record is from RefSeq and is a predicted model, not a curated record. Gene Ontology annotation, molecular function: RNA binding.